Messenger RNA from Rotaria sp. Silwood2, 501 nucleotides. Lineage: Eukaryota; Metazoa; Rotifera; Eurotatoria; Philodinida; Philodinidae. The record is from the annotation of a GenBank genome assembly.
AUGGGAAACGCGACGAGCAAAGAAGAGAAAGAAGAAUCGAUUCUUCGUAAUCCUCAGGAAGGUAAAGCUUCCAGCUUUUACUGGGCAUGUCGACAUGGUGAUCUCGAUUCAGUUAAACAUAUUUUUUCAUCAUCGAAAUUCAACGAUAUUAAUUGUCUAGAGCUGAAUGGAAGUACUGGUUUACAUGCAGCUUCAUAUAAUGGUCAUGUCCAUGUUGUUCAAUUUCUUCUUCAAAAUGGAAUUUUUCGACAUCAAAGAAAUCGUUAUGGUCUUACUGCAUACGAAGAGGCAAAAAAUGACGAGAUUCGUGAACUGUUUCAUCGACCAACUGGUUCGCAACGUUUUGCUACAGAUACAGCAGAUGAUACUCGACAACUAUUUGAUACACAUGUUGAGCAGUCGACAGACAACAAUGAGACACCAGAGGACAAUUGGAUCGGUGGAGCAAGUGACGAAACUUCAAUUGGUGGUGAUGAGCUAUUUGAUGUUGAAGAUCUGUAA